Molecule: messenger RNA, 1860 nt
Organism: Annulohypoxylon truncatum
Lineage: Eukaryota; Fungi; Ascomycota; Sordariomycetes; Xylariales; Hypoxylaceae
Exons: 1
Coding region: 156-1652 (498 amino acids)
Source: RefSeq, a predicted model, not a curated record
CCCACCCCUCCAGAUUUACUUGCCAUAUUUGACUUACAAUUUCCGAAUAUAUUUCAUAUAAUUAUAAUCCUUUGAGUAAGUGUAUAGCAAUAAAGCCUGUUCCUUUCCUUUUGUCACGAUCAAUUAACCGCUACCAAACCUAGCAGGCCGAAAGAAUGCGAAAACGUACACUCGAACAGCCCUUGCGGUUGAUAUGUCUUAUCAGCUACAUAGGACUAUCCAGGUCGCAUGACUGGAGCACUUUCGACAUAAUGGACGGCCAAUGGGCCCAAGUUAUAGAGAAGGAUGUCUGUAUCGUCGGCGGAGGAAGCAGCGGUGUCCACGCUGCUGUAUCUCUACUUGACAUGAAUAGGACGUUGGCGAUAAUCGAGCGCAAUGAUCGUCUUGGGGGCCAUUGCGAAACAUGGACGGAUCCUAGCUCUGGGGUGUCUGUCGACUACGGUGUCGUUAUACACCAACCGCUUCAGGCGGUCUAUGACUUUUUCAACAAAUUCAACAUUCCGUUACUGAAUAUGUCUUCCGUCCCGUGGAACAAGCCUGGGGAUCCUGCAAAUACAUCACUACCAGCUGUAUGUUACAAUUCUAUCCGGGAAGACGUGGACUUCCGUGAUGGGUCGAGCGUAGACCGCGGCAUCGAUCCGGGAGUUGACGAUGCCUUUUCGCGUCUAGGCAGCAUACUCUCCGAUUACCCAUACCUCCUUCAGGGAUACGAUCUCCCCGACCCAAUUCCUGAAGAUCUCAUCAUACCAUUUGGGGCUUUCCUCGAAAAGCAUAAUUUAACAGCAGUUAUCCCUACCUACUACCAGUUUUCACAGGGAAUGGGCAAUCUAUUGGAUAUCCCGACCAUCUACGUGGUCAAGUACUUCAACUUGGGCGACCUCCAAGCCUUAUCCCAGGGGUACCUUACCGCAGCCAAUGGCGAUACGUCAAUGCUUUACAGGAAAGCCAGAGACUACGUGGGACGACCCAACAUAUUUCUUCAGUCCACCGUCGUUUCUACUAAGAGGCAAAAUACAACGUCAGGAAAUCUCGAACUUCUCAUCUCGACCAAGGGGGAGGGACUCCAACUACUCUCGUGCAAGCAAGCCCUCUUAACCAUCCCUCCGACCCUCUUGAAUCUGGGGGGAUGGGACUUAUCCGCAGAAGAGUACGCAGUGUUCUCGCAGUACGUCAACGCCAACGGGUACUGGACGGGACUCGUCACGGAUGUCGGACUUAGUCAGACAACAACGUACUGGAACGCCGCGGCCGCCACGCCUUUCCAGAUCCCGGUGCUUCCGGGGCUGUACGUCCUAACACCCGUCGGGGUGGUCGACAACGUAUGGGCGGUCAAAUUCGGGUCCAAUACCGCGGACCUGAGCGACGACCUAGUCCAAGAGUAUAUACAAGCGCAAAUCCGCACCUUGAGAUCUGUGAACAACGUCACUACUAGUGCGAAGGAACCGAAGUUUUUGGCCUUCUCAUCGCACACGCCGUUCCAACUCCAAGUUCCUCCCGAGGCUAUCUGGGACGGCUUCUUCGGGAACCUCACCGCGCUACAGGGCGGCUUUGGCGGCAGGAUGUUUUACAGCGGCGCGGCAUUCCAUACACCGUAUAGCGCAUUGCUUUGGCGAUUCAACGAGGAGGUUGUCUUGCCCCUGAUGAUGCAGUAGACGGAGCGGCGCCAGAUGUAAUAGGAUAAUUGCAUCACCCUUCUUGCCUAGUUAUUCUAUAGGCUCUGUGUAGGGUACCUACAUACCUAGUAUAUAUUAUGGUAUGAUUGCACAACUGAGCAAGUCAAACGUGGAUUUACUAGGCACCUAAGUCCGUUUAAGCCAAAGCACGUUGCAAUCUCAACCCUCCAUUAUAUUCUUAUAAGUU